UCGAAUCCGUAGUGUGUCUCUGUUGUGAAAUCUGUGUCUGUGGUGUUUGUCGUCGUCAGCCGCUGGCCGUUGUUUAUUGCUAGUCUUGUCAACAGUCAGUGUUCAUACCGCCGCCGCUCACGUUUUCCGCCGCCGUCGCUGCAUGCAUUCGUUCGCUUUGCAUAUCCCACCUAGAGAAAAAAAACGUUGAAAUUAAAAAUAAAAACAAACAAAAAAUCAGCCCAAGAAGAAAAAGUUCUAUGGUUUACUUUGAUUUUUAAUUACAUUUCAAAUUUGGCUAAAGCUCUAAUCACAAUAAACAAACAAGCAGUCGAGGAGGGAAACACAUCCCCCCGCAAAAUAAAACAGUGAAGAAAUAUUACAAGUUAGCCUAACGCGCUCACAGCGCUUAGUUUAGUUGGUCUUAAGCGUAAGCUAAGCCAAGCUCGUGUUAACUGUUCGCUUAAAACUAAACAAAAAUCCCGCGUGAAAAUUUUCUUUAAGAAAAUAAUAAUUAACAAAUAUUUAAUGGAAAACGGAAUACACUAUUGAAACCCUAUAACAUCAGCAACACACAGCAUUGGAAAAAAAUUCUACAAUUUUCCUCUGGUACAAUUCACAUAGAAAAGUGUGUUUGUGUGGGAUAGAGUAUCCCUUAAAAGUCUUUAAUCAAAACAAUAUUGAUUGAAAAGAAAAACGAAUUUAAAAAUUGCAAAAAAAUAUAUAUUGAGUGCUAAAGUGCAGUGUUUUGUGUAUCGAAGACCAUUUGGAACCAUCCUGCUAUCGAUUUUGGAAUAUAUUCACUAAACACGCAACUACUCGGAGAAGCACUAUUGUUGUGCUUUAAGCUCUAUUGGUUCAUUUCUUCAUUUAGCCUUGCCUUGUAUACGGCCUCAAAGUGGCUCUACACUCAACAGAAGCCUUAAUGGCUGCCGGCUUUUUAAAAUCUGGCGAUUUGGGCCCCCAUCCGCACAGCUACGGUGGGCCACAUCCGCAUCAUUCUGUGCCCCAUGGACCGUUACCGCCGGGCAUGCCUAUGCCAUCAUUGGGACCCUUUGGUUUACCCCAUGGCCUAGAGGCUGUGGGGUUCUCCCAAGGUAUGUGGGGUGUUAACACCCGUAAACAGAGACGUGAACGAACCACAUUCACACGAGCCCAGUUGGAUGUAUUGGAAUCAUUGUUUGGCAAAACACGUUAUCCUGAUAUCUUUAUGCGCGAGGAAGUUGCACUGAAAAUCAAUUUACCCGAAUCCAGAGUACAGGUUUGGUUCAAAAAUCGCCGUGCCAAAUGCCGCCAGCAAUUGCAACAACAGCAACAAUCCAACAGCCUAAGCAACUCGAAAUCGGUAAAUUCCGGUUCCGCCUCGUGUUCAUCAUCUUCGUCGUCUCGCAAUACAUCGAAUAGUGCCGGCAGCAAUUCCAAUUCAACGAAUUCCUCCUCCUCCAAAUCGGCAAACAGCCAUCACUCCUCCUCAUCGUCAUCCGCCAGUCACAGCAAUAAUGCCAACAAAUCCGGUGGCAGUAGUUCGUCCAAUCACAAUUCUGCGGGCGCGGGGGGUAGCUCAUCGGCGGCCGCUGCUGCAGCAGCUGCUGUAGCACAAUCGAUCAAAUCGCAUCACAGUUCCUUCCUCAACUCGUCAAGUUCCACCUCCGCCGUUACCCCAACCAGCUCAUCAGCCGGUGGCCAUAUGCAUCACAUGAGUGGCAAUGCGCACGGAACGGGCUCCUCCAGUGCGGUGGGUCUUAAUACAUCGGGUGGGGCAGCCCAUCACAAUUCGUCACCCCUGCUACCCACACCUGCCACCUCAGUGAGUCCUGUGAGUAUUGUAUGCAAAAAGGAACACAUUGGCUCCAGCGGUUAUCCAGUGGCAAAUCCCGAUGCUCUUAGGGCAGCCUCCUAUGACACCCUGAAGGAGUCGGGUGGUGACAUUAGCACCAGCUCUCACCAUCACAGCAUCUAUGGAACGGCAGCCUCCGCAAAUCCACGCCUGCUGCAACCGGGUGGCAACAUUACCCCCAUGGACUCUAAUUCGAGCAUAACUACGCCCUCACCACCCAUAACGCCGAUGUCACCCCAAUCGGCCGCAGCAGCCCAUGCCGCGCAGUCAGCCCAAUCCGCCCACCAUUCAGCUGCCCAUUCAGCGGCCUACAUGUCCAACCAUGACUCCUAUAACUUCUGGCACAACCAAUAUCAGCAAUACCCCAACAACUAUGCCCAGGCGCCCAGCUACUACUCGCAAAUGGAGUACUUCAGCAAUCAGAACCAGGUGAACUACAACAUGGGCCACUCGGGCUAUUCAGCAGCCUCGAAUUUCGGCCUCUCCCCCAGUCCAUCGUUUACGGGCACCGUCUCGGCCCAGGCCUUCUCCCAGAACAGUCUAGACUACAUGACACCUCAGGACAAGUACGUUAACAUGGUGUAGAAUCUGCUGAUGCAGUAUUGCGGUGGCAAAUCUGAGGAAGAUGCCAAUGCCGAUGCCGGCUCCCUGUUGAGUGAUCACAAGAACCUUGGCGACUAUGCCUAGUUUUCCCAAAAAAGUGUCUGUCUGAUCGAACAUCGAAGUGAAGCCACACAUCAUAAAAACAAAAAUCCAAAACAUAUCGCCUGAUCAUUUGUGGCCGUAUGGCAACUCUGCGGCAGCAACUUUCCAUCCCUGAAGAGAUCGCUACAACUGUUUAGAAUAAUUCAAUGAAUACGACCAGGAUGGAGAGGCAUUGCAACAAAUUUCUGUAAAUAAAAUUAAAAUUGGAUGAAUAGUUUCUUUCCGUUUUUUACAAGUUAAACAACAGCCAAUGUCAACGAAAAAUCGAGUGAUAAACCAGCAAACAAAAUAAAACACUAUAACCAGCAGCAACCACAAGUCAUAAAACAAACAAACAAACAAACAUAUACAUAUGUACGUAUUAUAUAAGAAUUUAAAAUUUAGAAAAUUCCCCUCGAAUUUUUUUUGUUUUCAAAAUCCACUUCUCGUCCUAUGUUUCAAACAUUCCCAGAACACAAAAAAAAACACAUUCAGUAUUCUCCUAACAUUCCAAGGGAUUUAAAGCUCUCCUAAAUAAGAACAAAAACAAAGUUAUACUUCAACAAAAUAUAUGUAAUUUUUUUUAAUUAAUUGGUUUAAUAUGUUCACGCUUUCACUCACUACUACUGGUUUUAAGUAAAGCACCCUUCUGGUAUGUAAAUGAGAAUUUAUCUGCCCCUUCCGCUCUCUCUCUCUCUCUACAGCUCCCGACCCCCGUUAAACAAAACAGAAAAAUACACAAAACAAAGUCCUUUGAAUUGUACUUCAUAUCAUUAUUAUUAAAUCCUGGCAAAGGAAAUUAAACAAAAGGAAAAUCACUUUAGCUGUAGGUAUUGUAAAAUAGUUAAGAAAAACAACAACAACAACCCACUUUAAAUGUAAAUGAUUUAGCAAAUAAAAGAAAAAAAAACAAAA
Molecule: messenger RNA, 3415 nt
Organism: Stomoxys calcitrans (stable fly)
Lineage: Eukaryota; Metazoa; Arthropoda; Insecta; Diptera; Muscidae
Gene: oc
Product: homeotic protein ocelliless
Exons: 4
Coding region: 905-2401 (498 amino acids)
Biological process (GO): regulation of transcription by RNA polymerase II
Cellular component (GO): nucleus
Molecular function (GO): RNA polymerase II cis-regulatory region sequence-specific DNA binding; DNA-binding transcription factor activity, RNA polymerase II-specific
Source: RefSeq, a predicted model, not a curated record